AAAGGAUGUGACAUCACGUUACGUUAUCACCUGAACGAGCCGCCAUAUUCCCCGUGGCUCGCACAGCCAGCUGGUUUGCUGGAGCGAAGUUGCAGGUUUCUAAUUUGUUAAAGAAAGUUUUCCUCAACGCUACGAUUUCGUCUGUCGGAGUCGAAAUGGGUGGCAAUCAGUGCUGCGUUAUAAGCUGCAGGGCUUUCUCCCACGACCACCAAGGCAGAAAACUGGACAACGGGUUGUCUUUUUACCGUUUCCCGGCGUGGAAGCAGACCGGGGGAACCCAACUCUCUGACAUAACAAAGAGACGUCGGAUGGCUUGGAUAGCCGCGGUGGGACGGUCCGACUUAACUUUCGACAAAAUCCCUGUAUCAAUGAAGGUGUGUUCGCGGCAUUUCCAGUCAGGUCAGCCAGCCAAUGAUAUGCUUGAGGAGGACGCUGACUGGGUGCCCCAUCUGCUCCUGAAGCAGGACGAGCCCAGCGAGGCCACCACCACCACCACCACUGGCGCAGGUGGAGAUGGAGACGAGCUACAGGAGCUCGACGAGGACAUUCAGAAUGGCGAGACGGGCGGCGGCGGUGUGGGCGGGGAGCGGUCCGAGUGCGAGUUCUGCUCGGUGCGGCGGGACCAGAUCAACCGUCUGCUGGCGGAGAACCAGGAGCUGCGCUACGAGCUGGAGCGGCGGCGCUUCGACGAGCUCUUCCUGGAGGAGGACGACGACAAGGUGCGCUACUACACCGGGCUGCAGUGCUUCGCCGUGCUCAUGGGCAUCCUCCAGCACGUCCUGCCCCACCUGUCUGCCGCCGCCGACGACGAACACCGCCACGCCUCCGCCACAGACACGACCUCCACGACCUCAUCGCCGUCGACGACGACGCCGCAGCUCUCGCCCUUCCAGAAGCUUCUCCUCACGCUGAUGCGCCUGCGGCUGGACCUGCCCGUGGGCCACCUGAGCCACCUGUUUGGCGUUGCCCCGGAGACGGUGACGCGCGUGUUCCAUGCGACGGUGCAUGCGCUCCACGCCCAGCUCAGCCCGCUGGUGCACUGGCCUGAGAGGAGUAGCCUGCUGGCCCCGUGCCCCCGGCCUACGCCUCGUCCCUGGGGCACGCAGCCGCCCGCCGCCGCUGUCGUCAUGCUGGACUGCCUGGAGAUCCCCAUACAGCGGCCCAAAAGCAUGAAGGGACGAGAGCAGACCUACUCCUACCAGCGACACACCUACACCAUGAAGUACCUGGUCGCCAUGACGCCGCAGGGGGCCAUUGCCUUCAUCUCGCCUGCCAUUGGGGGACGGGCCACCGACAUGCAGGUUGCGGAGGCCAGCGGGAUCCUGGAGCGGCUCUCGAGCGGAGACUACGUGCUGGCAGAGCGCGGCUUCGAGCUCAAGGAGAGCGCGGGCGUCAUGUGCGCGCAGGUGAAGUCGUCGGCGUUCGGGAAGGGCCGGAGGCAGUUGGACGUGAAGCGCCCGGAGGAGACGCGGGCGCAGGUGGCGAACGUACGGGCGCACCUGCAGCAGGUGGCGGAGGCGAGCCGGGUGCAGCAGCACUUCAUGCUGCUGGAGAGGAUGACGGUGCCCGUCAACAUGCUGCUGCCCCCCCCAUCAGGGGGCGCCGACCAGCUGCCGCUGCUCGACAAGAUCGUCACCGUCUGCUGCGCCCUGCUGAACAUGUGCCCCAACAUCCACGAACUAUCAGCUGAGUGAGUGUGUGUGUGUGUGUGUGUGUGUGUGUGUGUGUGCCCCAACAUCAACAAACUAUCAGCUGAGUGAGUGAGUGUGUGUGUGUGUGGGUGUGUUUGUUGCUGAACAUAUGCUCCAACAUCAACAAACUAUCAGAUAAGUGAAUAAGAGGGUGUGUGUGUGUGCGUGCGCUGCGAGCUGCUAAACAUGUGCCUCAACAUCAUCAAAUAACCAGACGUGUGUGUGUGUGUGUGUGGAUAGAUAGAUCUAUGCGUGUGCAGUGUGUGUAUGUUAAACACGAACAACUUAUGAAAUCUGACAGCCCCACAGAUUGUCCUUUGUUGAAGACUCAGAAAAAG
Molecule: messenger RNA, 2029 nt
Organism: Alosa alosa (allis shad)
Lineage: Eukaryota; Metazoa; Chordata; Actinopteri; Clupeiformes; Clupeidae
Source: RefSeq, a predicted model, not a curated record